Molecule: messenger RNA, 1140 nt
Organism: Patiria miniata (bat star)
Lineage: Eukaryota; Metazoa; Echinodermata; Asteroidea; Valvatida; Asterinidae
Exons: 4
Coding region: 1-1140 (379 amino acids)
Source: RefSeq, a predicted model, not a curated record
AUGAACUUUGCUGUUCCUCCAAGGUCCGUACCCAUCGAGAGCAUCAUCCAGUCGACGGAGCCAGCCCUCAGACACCUUACCAAGACAGCAGCCAACGACGUCCGCAUCAAGAUGAAUGAAGUCCUCCGCAAGGCUCGCCCAGCUAAACCUAAUCUGACCAAAACAGAGCGGUUCGCUGUCAUUGACCUCCGCCGAGACAACUCCAUCCACAUCCUCACAGCGGACAAGGGCAACGCCACCGUCGUCAUGGACAGGGAGGACUACAGCAACAUGGUAAAAGACAUACUUUCUUCUGGUUCAUACCGCCCACUCCCCAAGAACUCCAUCCCCGCCAUCGAGAAGCGAGUUGCCAGCCAACUUCUCCUCUUGCAUCGAGCAGAUGCAUUAUCCACCUCCUCUACAGACGACUCAGACCCUCCAGUUGGAUCUGUCCCAGGUUCUUUGUUGUUUUCAGUGGCAAGGCAAUUUCUACGAGCAAACGGCUGGGACCUCCAUAGGAUCUCCUUUAUCCCCAUCUUCAUGGAGGAGUUCGAGUCUUCCUCCCUCCUCACAGUGGAUCUUCGGCCGAGCCUGUGGCUACGCUACGUUGAUGAAACCUUCGUAGUGUGGCCCCAUGGCCCGGACACACUCCAAGACUUCCUCCAGUACAUCAACAAGCAACACACCAGCAUCAGCUUCACCAUGGAACAAGAACAGCACGGCACCAUUCCUUUCCUGGACGUCAAGAUCUCCAGGAAUCCUGAUGGCACCCUGGGACAUAGCGUCUACAUGAAACCAACCCACACCGACCGCUAUCUCUACCAGCGGUCGUUUCAUCACCCCCAGCAUCAAGUCAUCGGUCAACCGCACCCUAGUCCAGCUUCUCAUCAUCUGCAACGCAUCCUCCGACAAGCCGGCGUCAAGGUGUACCACUCAUCUGGCAACAAGCUCCAAGGCAGCCUCCAUACUCACAAGGACAAUCAGGACUCCUCUUCCAAGGCGGGAGUCUACCGCAUUCCAUGUGAAUGCGUCAAAGUCUACAUCGGCGAAACCGAUCUGAUGUCACCAGAAAGGUGUGCGGGAAGCACUCCGAUUUCACCUGACACGAUAUUGAUGUGCACUAAUCAGAUUCACGAAGGGAGUCACGUGAUUCAAACUUGA